This is a messenger RNA of Eurypyga helias (sunbittern), 1537 nucleotides long. RefSeq names its product zinc finger and BTB domain containing 7C (gene ZBTB7C). The transcript is spliced from 2 exons. Gene Ontology annotation, molecular function: RNA polymerase II cis-regulatory region sequence-specific DNA binding; DNA-binding transcription factor activity, RNA polymerase II-specific; protein binding. The record is from RefSeq and is a predicted model, not a curated record. Lineage: Eukaryota; Metazoa; Chordata; Aves; Eurypygiformes; Eurypygidae. Gene Ontology annotation, biological process: regulation of transcription by RNA polymerase II. The annotation marks the transcript as partial.
AUGGCCAAUGGCAUUGAAGACCUUAUUGGGAUCCCAUUCCCAAACCACAGCAGUGAAGUCUUAUGUGGUUUAAAUGAGCAGCGGCAUGAUGGUCUCCUCUGCGAUGUCAUCCUCAUUGUACAGGACCAGGAGUACCGGACCCAUCGGUCUGUCCUUGCUGCCUGCAGCAAAUACUUCAAAAAACUCUUCACUACCGGCACUUUAACAGACCAGCCCUAUGUUUACGAGAUUGACUUUGUCAAGCCUGAAGCACUUUCUGCCAUCCUCGAGUUUGCCUACACCUCAACCCUCACCAUCACCACCUCAAACGUCAAGCACAUCCUCAGCGCUGCCAAGAUGCUGGAGAUCCAGUGCAUUAUCAAUGUAUGCCUUGAAAUCAUGGAGCCCGACAGAGAGGCGGAAGAGGAAGAUGACAAAGAGGAUGAAGAUGAUGACGAAGACGAAGAUGAAGAUGAGGAGGAAGAGGAGGAGGAGGAAGAAGUGGAAGAUUAUGUCAACCAGGAGAACCUAGCUGAUGUCCAAGAAGUAAGCUGUCACCAAAGCCCUUCUAAGUCUGAUCUUACCGAAGAAGCAUAUACAGAAGCACCUAAAGACUUUCCAAAUCACUACCCAGCCAAUAACUCCUCUGGACACUUGGGCAUGAUACGAGACUUCUCCAUCGAGUCCUUGCUAAGGGAGAACUUGUACCCUAAGCCAAACAUCCCAGAAAGGAGGCCAGCUCUCUCCCCUUUCGCUCCGAGCUUCUUCCCACAUCUAUGGAAUGGCGAUUUUAACUCCUUCUCCCAGCUCGAGGACCCACAAGUAGACAAUGGCCCCUUGGAUCUGGUGAUCAAAAAGAGGAAGAUUAAGGAAGAGGAGGAGAAGGAAGACCUGCCUCCACCUCCUUUCCAUAAUGACUUCUUCAAGGACAUGUUUACCAACACCCCAGUAGAUCCUUUAGGGCAUAUUAAGGCAGAGACUGACUAUAGCACUUAUCUCAAUUUCCUAAGCGCUACCCAGUUUGGAGGAGUGUUUCCCCCGUGGCCCCUGGAGGAGGAGAGGAAGAUAAAGCCCAAGGCAUCCCAGCAGUGUCCCAUCUGUAACAAAAUCAUCAUGGGAGCCGGCAAGCUGCCGAGGCACAUGAGGACCCACACGGGAGAGAAGCCGUAUAUGUGCAAUAUCUGUGAAGUCCGCUUUACCAGAGGACGCAAGCCGGCGGCGUGGAGGGCAGCCGGCCUGCUCUUCGCUCCUGGUGGCCCGCCGGUGGAGAAGAGCUACAUGAUGCCACCGACGUUGGAGGAGAUGAGUGGCCACCUCGGUGGCGCGGCCAUGUGCCUUCCUGGCCCCAGCCCCAAGCACUUUCUGAGCGGGGCCAAGACGGCCUUCAGCCUGCAAGAGCUGGAGAGCCAGUUUGAAGAAACCCAGAUGAAGCUCUUCAGGCGAGCCCAGAUGGACAUGGAGAGGAACGCGGGCAUCUUCGCCUUCGCCCUGGGCCAUAACGAAAACCUCGCUGCCCAACCCUUCUUCCCCCUCCCCGAUCCUUGGAGCACGGGCUUCA